Patiria miniata (bat star) is the source of this 3428-nucleotide messenger RNA. RefSeq lists its product as uncharacterized. The transcript has 7 exons. Bases 664 to 1755 code for a protein of 363 amino acids. Lineage: Eukaryota; Metazoa; Echinodermata; Asteroidea; Valvatida; Asterinidae. The record is from RefSeq and is a predicted model, not a curated record.
AAUCUGCGAUGGCACUAUAGCCAAAUAUCUUUCUGAAGACAUACUCUGACUGUGUGCCAAUUCACCCCCAUGCUUGUAUCAUUGAUGACAUCCCCAGAUAUUUCCCCUAUCUACCCCUCUACUGACUGCUCCAUACACUGACGAAGAACGGAAACGACUCUAGAGCAUUCAAAGAUAAGCUGCUAGAAGGUGCUUCAACAAUUUCACCAGAAACUCCAGUGUUGCUGCCAUGAUAUGAGCUUGGAUGGCCACUCCUUGAGUCCCGAAGACUGGCGACACGUCUCAUCAUGCUCGACAAAAUUGUUCACGGGUUGGCUGACAUUGAAGCUGGGCACUGUCUUACCUCACUAACAAGAACACACAGGAGGUCUCACCAAUUCUCAUACCACCGACUUCAAGCCAAAAGCAAGAUCUACAGCACCAUGCAGCUUUUAUCCAUCCACCACCCCACACUGGAAUAACCUGCGUCCCACGUCAUCAGUGCUAAAAGUUUGGAUACAUUCAAAAAUGCCCUCACUGAUCUCUCGUGCAACAUCAACCUCCUACCUUAGCCCCUCUAGCCCCGCUAGCGGGAUGCGGCUGUAGCCGUUUUGCUGGAGGAAAUCUAAACAGACACAGAUACACUAUUGAGCACAUAAACAUCUUCGACGUUACGCUGCACAGAUGAAUUCUUACUUGGUAUUAUUAGCUGCGCUGAUGCUGCUGAUGUCCCUUACGAGACCCUCAGUCACAGAGACAUCUGCAGCAUCUGUACUCGUCUCACCCAAGGGGGUCUGUGCAUCACCGGGAGAUUUUUACCAACUGAAAUGGAUAGCCAAGAACGCAGACCCGGCCGAAACCCUCCAGGUGCACUGCCGACGACUCGAUGGGUCGCUGAUCGAGCACGAACAUGAUGAGCGAUACACGAUUGACGAAAGCAAGUGCUGUGACAAUCGCACGCGGAAGUACACGUGCGCCCUGGGGACAACGCUAACGGUACUUCACCUCACUGACCAUGAGGAUUCUGGGUCAUGUGACUGUGACGUGGUGAAGGUUGGAGUGCCGGUAGGCGUGCAUGAUGAGACACCUGGAGACUCUACAGCCAAUGUCUGGGUCAGAAACGACACAGUUUUCUCCCUAUCGGAGGACGACAUCACGAUAACUCCAGGCCAGGGCGAGUUGACUGUAUCGUUUGAAAUCAAAUGUGACUUCGAUGGUACUUUCGAGGUCAUCCGCGAAAACGGAGACGGCACGCCAUUGAAGCACAUCGGGGAUUGGGAUAACACCAACCCUCGCCAAGCGCCUUACAUCAGGCUGAACUCGGGGCAGAUCCCGGUGCUUUGCUUCCCGGCCCCGGGCUGCGGCGACCAGGGGCUUUACCGCGUCACCUACCGGGCUAGUAGAUUCUACAAACCGGUCGAGACGACACGGUAUCUGCAAGUACGCGUCGACGAUACAUCUUGCCCUGGCCCUGGAGAGAUCGUCGACACUCUAGACACUACUCUCAGUUCUGCAGGCACAACUCUCAGUUCUGCAGGCGAAAGCAACCAGGUCGGACAGCACUGUCCCAAAUGUGAUGCUGCCAAGUCCGACCAGGUGUACCAGGUGGCAAUUGGAGUACUAGGCGGAGUGCUGCUGCUGGUGGUGAUAGCGGCGUGUGGAUAUCUGUUUUACCGGAAGCGUCAACUGACAGCGCGAAAACGUGGACUGGAAAAUAGGUCCGUCACGGUGCCCCUGAACGAUUCGAAUUCGGCAGGCGAGACUAGCCAGCCUUGACAUGGUGGUUCCGCGGGCUCACUGACCGCCUCGCCCUGCAGGACACCUGAACUGGUCCGGCCGCACAGGACUGACCAUUUUACGAGAGGAGACAGUUUUUGGUAUAAUUACUUAAAACGUUCAACUUACCUGUAGACUUUUGUGUGAUUAACAACAACAACUUCGAGUUUCGUGUCCACGCAAAUAUUAUUUGCUAGUCGAUAAUGCCAAUCAAUUCUGGGCUUGUGUCAGCAGAUUUUGACAAUUACCUAGUCAUAAUACCGGCCUCGAGAUGUUUUAAAAUAUUUUCUCGGACAAUCAAUGCUUUGAUCAACUUGUAUAAAACGGAAGUAUAGGGUGUGCAUGAUUUUAGACCAUGUCUCAAUGGUUCAGGAUCCAAAACAGAAGGAUUGAAAAUAUUCGCUAAAAACGUUACUCCGGACAUUCGUUGAUGAUAAAAAAAAACCCAUACAAACAAACAAACAGCAGCCCAACAACCCAACAAUCGACUGGCCCAUGACUUUUUUUUAUUGAUUGGCUAUUGGUGUGCUUUAAAUUACAUAAGGCCAAGGCCAAGUAAAAGAAAAUACCAGUUGAUCGUCCCCGCCCGCUCUCUUUUUGAGAAUGCAUCAUUUUCUUUAAUUUCAGGCAUAAACUUUUGAAUAAAGAUGUUUCAGAAGGUCAAAUGCGUCUAAUACCUUUCCUAAUGUUCAGUAAGCACUUUCAGAUGGUUUUGUGGUCAUCAACUAGUGGACAACUAUCCAGAACUAUCAAAGAAAAGAGCCUCCUUCUUUUUGAGGAACAUAUCGUAUAAGCUAAAACCUACUUUUCAAAAAAAAUGUAAAUAAAAGGCCCUCAUCCGGCCUCUUUUUGAAGAAAAAAAACCCGGACGAUCAACUGAUUGACUUGGCCUAAUGUUCAAACGCAACAAGCAUGACUUUAUUUUAAGGUCACGAUUCUUUUAAGCUGUAUAUAUUUUUUAACCCCAGUAUUAAUCUUGUCAGCCAUGCACAUGGUAUUCAGUGCGAGAAAUUUAGAACACGUGAUUUUAAGCCCUAUGCAAACCCAACGACAGAUGGCGCUAUCAACACAGUACGAGGCCUGCACUGCGUCCAAAAAUUAAAAAGCUCGUGCUCUUCCAAAAAUAGAGUUUUUUGGUUUUCUCCUGACGAAUGUUUAAUUUGUUUGUUUUGUUUUAACGAAAAAAAAUACUUUAGUGCAAAUUUGGGCGUUUGCAACCCUUGGCUAAAAAGUAACUUCAUUCUGCGCACAAAAUUAGCCUGCCCUUCAAGAGCCAAUAGUGUAAUUCGAUUUUUUUUUGUGAAGAAAUAAUUCAAUAAUUAGAUUACGUCAGUGGAUUGUUUUCGUUCCAUGUCUCAUAAAGUGAAUAACUUUUAUAUUGCUAGGAAAAUAGCAAUUGAACAAAACAAGGUGAAACGAGGUGAAACUCGCAAAUAGCACGAUGAAUGCAAGACUUUAAGAAGUUGUCUUCGAUACUAAGUGCGAACGAUAUAUAGAUGCAUGGUAGACUAUUCCGUUUGAACACACCCAUACUUUUAAGUGUAAGCACUAUUACGUAGAUUAUAAUCUUCGUGUACAUAUGUACUGAUAAUCACUAACAAUUAAUGCAUUAUAUUUGCUCCAAAGUAUACAACUAACUUUGUGCAAGAAUCGACAGCGGGAUCCGGGGGGGG